This is a messenger RNA of Drosophila busckii, 4689 nucleotides long. RefSeq lists its product as uncharacterized. The record is from RefSeq and is a predicted model, not a curated record. Gene Ontology annotation, biological process: imaginal disc-derived wing hair organization. Gene Ontology annotation, cellular component: cell cortex. NCBI's taxonomy places the organism in Eukaryota, Metazoa, Arthropoda, Insecta, Diptera, Drosophilidae. Bases 1 to 4689 code for a protein of 1562 amino acids. The transcript has 9 exons.
AUGCCAGCGAAUUUACUGUUAGAGGAUCUGCAGCAGUCUAACGGACAGCUAAUCAAUCUGACAAGGCAUCACGAUGGCGAUAUCUUCUACACAAGUGGUCUGGGUGCUUGCAACGCGGACACCUGCAUUGGACUUUCCAGCGGCACCGCAGCUGUGGCGCGUUUGCCCAGCGAUGCCAACGGUAACUCUGCUGACGGACUGGGUCAAGCAGCCGCUGCCGCCGCCUCUAUGGGCGGCUCUCGCUUGGAGUUGCUGACGCGCCGCAUGCAACUGCAGCAGCAGCAACAGCGACAGCCAAGCUUGGAGCAGGAGCAGAGCUGCAGUUGCCGCUGCUUGCCAUAUUUGCGCGCCUAUCGCGAGGACUUGGGCAUCUGUGUGGAUGAUGUACAUGAAUGCUCUCUAUCGCCAUUUGUCAGCGGCUCAUCGUCGGAGAAAAUACCGUUUGUGUUUUUGCCACUACGCGGCCAAAUCAUUUACCCCAGCAGAGAAAUCAGUUUUCCCAAUAUACACACACCUGUGUGUGCUGUGACAGGUGCGCAGUAUUUGAGCUCCAAUGGCUGGUCGGAUUUGCGUAAUCCGAUUGAUACGGAUUAUCCGUUUCGUAUGUUUCGCGAUGAGGGACGCAGCUUUCUGCAGUGGCUGGGCGAGACGGAGCUGCGCCAGAAAAUGCAAGGACGUCUCAUUGUAGUGCACUUGGUGUGUCGGGACAUGACUGUGCCACUCAAUGCCAGUCAGAAGGAUCAUUUAAUGACGCCCAAGAACGUGCACUCACCCUGCGUAGCCUUUCGCGUCAAUGGCAGUCCCGUCAAGUACUCGCAUAACGUGCCGGAGGUGUUCUUUCAGCCAGCCAACUCCACAACGCUGGCCUCCACCUCGGAUGGCAUGAGCAUGCGCGAGUAUGUGGUCAUUGGCAUCUGCAGCUUGCUGCUGGGCCUCAUCUAUGUGGCCUCUGUGUUUCUCUAUUUGUACAUGAAGAAGCGCAAGAGUCGCGGUCGCCACAGCUCGCGUCACUCGCUGGACAAUCUGGCCAAUGAAAUCAACUAUCCGAAGAACGAUCAGGUUACAUAUGGUGCGCCCUUUAGUCGCGUGGGCAGCGUUUACUCCGCCAACAGCAUGGGUCUGGGCAGCGCCAAUGAAGCCAAUGCGCGCGCUAGCUUGGCAAGUCUCAAGGAUGAUAUGGGCAUUGUUAAGAACAAUCCGCUGCUGCAGCAUUUUCCGCAGCUCAGCGAGCGUGAACUCAACUCUGGCUUUGCCAGCGAUAUAUCCAACUCCAAUUCGGAGUGCGAGCUGGAGGAGCAGCUUAAGACAUCCGUUUCGGUUCUGGUGCAUCCACAGCUGAACUUGACCAACAAGUCGCCCAAGCCGGAAAAGAACAGCGCAGCCAGCAGCGAGUCUGAGGAUUUUCUAUCCGAGAACGAAUGCCUGCCUACAGAGAAUGUUGCCGUUAUUGAGGAUCUAAUGAGCGAGGAAAAGCUGGAGAAUCUGCGCGCCAUGGUCAAUGGCAAUGUGCGCAAGAAGCUUUACUUCAAUCCUGCCUACUUUGAGCCACAUCUGCUAGCGGAGCCGCCACAAGCUGCCAUUGAGUUUCUGCAAAAGAUACGCGAGGUGAUUGCCAUAGCCAAGUACAAAAUGGCCACCAAGCGCUAUCAGCCAUCGCUCAAUAUAAUACCAGAGGAGGCGCCCGUUGAAGCAAGUGGCUCACCCACGGCCACCGCCUCCGCUGGCAGCUCGCCGCGCUAUAAUGUGCCGCUGCAGCAGAAUAUGCAGACCAAGUGUCUGGGCGACAAGCGCAACAGCAUCGAGCAGUGGCUACAAAGCGUGCCCAAUACGGAGACUACACCGAAGGCCGCGCCCAACAAGAAGCCUGCAGCUGGCAACAAAAUCUCUGCGCCCAAGGAGCGACCACCGCCGCCGCCUAAUCAAAAGCAGUCACCAGAUGAGCCCAAGCGCAGUCCACAGCUGCUGAAGCCACAGACACCGCCUGCUUAUGAAAGCUAUGCCAGCUACAAGGCCACAGUCUCCGCCAAGGCCAAUGUCUAUGGCUUUGCGGAAACGGGCGGCGAGAUCUACAACAAUCCCAAGUUUAUGCUAGCGGAUUCACCCGCCGGCUCCAUGCGCAGCGCCUCCAGUCGCUCCAAAUCGCUGCGCAAACGCAGUGAAGUGCUGGAGCAGUUUGCUGCCGCCAACUCCACGCCCAACUCGCUCACCUCCUACGAUCGCCAGCACUACAACAUGCUGCGCAACAUGCGCCCCUCGGAUAUGCUCUACGAUUCGCUGAAGCGCGAGUAUGCAGCGCAUAUACCCACGCCCGACUACGACAGCACCAUUGAGAAGAAGAUCAAGGAGAUUUACAGCAGCACACAGAGCAGCAUACCCAGCGUGCCCACGCCAGACUACAGCUCACUGAGUCGCAAAUCCCUGAAGCAAUUCCAGCCGGAUUCGCCCAUUUAUCGCCGCAAGUCGCCGCAAUAUUUGAUCGUGGACUAUGAGACAGACAGUCUGGAGCGCCUGGAGCCCAGCAAGCGCAAGAGCUCACACUCCUCCAGCUCGCCCUCGUCGGAUGUUAGCUCGCAGCUAAGUCCCAGUCUGAGCACUGCGCUGCCGCUGGAGGAGGAAAUGGAAAUCAGCCAUACAGUCUAUGAUCGCUUGCAUGGCAUGCGCAAGGAGGGCGACCAGAAGAAGCGUUUUUCCGGCAAGGCGCCGCAGCAGCAUCUGCAGCAGGCGCAGCGGCAUAAACAGACAGCGGCACGCAUUAAGUACGACACGCCCUUUCGCGGCAGCAUGACCAUUGAAGUGGAGCAUGAGCCGCCCUCCGAUCUGGAGCGCACGGACAGCGAUCAGUUUGAGCCAGAUACGCUGGAUCGCAAGCCCAAGAAGCAGAGCUUCUGCGACAUUAAUCAAUGGGACAAACAACUGCUGAGCAGCCAGCAGCUGGAUGCGGAUUACAAUCAAAUGAACUCGCUGCCAGAGCUGGGACGCCAGCCAGAGAACCUGGGCGCCAGCAAACCACGCACAGCUUCGUUUAUUCUGCGCGCCAGCAGCUCCUUUCGCAAUCUGCGCGAGAUCUACGAGUCACCACUAGCUGUGCAGGAUAACUGCCAGUCGGAGCAGCAACAGAGCAGCGUCAAGCCCAACAGCGCAGAGGAAGGUCGUCUGCUUACGCUGGAAGCCAAGCACUCGCGGCGGCAGCGCGGCAUGCAGUCUUCACCCACAUUCUCCAUAGCCGAAAGCAACAAGACUACUAUAACCAUUAAUACACCCAAAGCUAGCGAGCAACGCGACAAUCCGCCUACACCACCGCCCAAGAGCAAGCCACAUUACUGUCCGCCACAACCCAAGCGGCCGCUGCCGCCGCCGCCGCCACCAGCAGUAGCAGCAGUCUGCACGCCGCCAGCUGCAGCGCCGCAGGAUGAGGACAGUUAUAGCCUGCAUAGCGAGAUAACCGAGCUUACUGGUGUGUCUGAAACUGUUGCCAACUCCAACUCUGAGUUUGACACCAUGUCCAGCGUUAUAUCCGCCAACACAGAGCCCAGCAAGAGCAGCCACAAGUCCAAGAGCAAGGAACUGCACGCUGAGCUAAACAUCGAUGAUGUCUAUGGCAAAAAGAUCAACAAUCUGCGCAAUGACUACAGCCUAACCAAGUACCUCAAUCGACGCAAAUCGCAGCAGCAGCCACAAGAAGAGCAGCCGGCCAAGCAGCUAAGCGACGACAAUGAGCGCAACAACAACAAUAACAACAACAACAAUGCCAAGUCUAUCAAAGAGCUGGACAUUGUGCAGUUUGAUGCUUUGUCCAUUAGCUCACGCUCCAAUCGCAGCAGCGGGCAGCUGUCGGAGCGCGCCAAGGAGCUUUAUCGCAAUGCAGGCGUGCCCGUGGGCAUUGCCUAUCCGCAACGCGCCGCCAGCAGCAGCGGCAGCAGCAAUGCAGCCAAUGCCAGCAAUGUGCAAACUGUUUACCGCUGUGAAAUUGAGCCUGCCCAGCUUACGGCUGGCAUGCAAAUAGCCAUAGGUUUGAAGGAUCGCGCCAAGAAGGCCAAGGAUUUGAAGAAUGCAUGGCGCAAGUUUGUCACAAUGGCGGCAAACAAAUUCAGUCCCAGCCAAAGUCCAGCGCCCACUUAUGGCAGCAAGACGCCAGCUGGUUAUUUGGAUGAUGGCAUUAUAGAUGAGGCAGCGACUAACACUGGAGCACCUGCAAGCCAGAACUACUAUGAGCAGCGCUUUGGACAGCUGGACAGCGGCUACAUGAGCACUGACUCCACGGAGCUGUACAAGCGCAGCGUUUACGAUCGCUACAAUUUCAAGAUGAUGUCCGGACGUGGGCAGGUUAUACGUGUGGACACCAUAGAGGACAAUGAGGAGGAGAGCGGACAUGCCAGUCGCUUGGAACUGGAUGCCGCUGGCUUUGAGGAUCUGGAGCAUAUGGUAGCGCCAGGCAGCAGGCCAGCAGCUAAUCCCGGUGAGGAGCCCAGCGAUGCCGAGUCGGACAAAACGUUGACGCGCUCGCAGACCAAUGUGCGUGGCAGCAGCACCACCAUGUCCUCUUACUCCUCCGAGGAUGAGCAGCGACGUGGACAUAGCACUUGCUGUGGCUCCUCGGAUGAGGAAACCAAUGCCGAAGACAUGUGGGAAUCGGGCGCUGAGAGCAUUGAAACGCACUCGGUGCUCUACAAAAUGAUACGCAAAAGUUAG